UAGAGAAGAUUCCCCCAUUUUAGGAAUGUACCGUUCCGAACGGCGCCCAUUGUGACCUGUCACCCUUGCCCCGGUAACCGGAGUCAUGGCGCUUUUCGGGAUGGAUGUGUAUCUGCAUGUUCUCCUCGAAUCCGCAUUUAAAGUUUCGGAUUAUGUCACGUCGAUUGAAGAGAGUUUCAACACGUACAUUGAGCAGAAUGGUUAUCCGCCGCACCAGUUGUUCCUGUUCACCAUCGCCGUCACACUGUUGAUGGUAUGGCUCUACAGGUUCUUCUUCAUGCAUGAGCUCAGCAUGUGGGAGAGAUUCAAGCUGUCGCUUUUCAAGACAGUUAGGAGGCUGCCCUACUUUGGGCCACAGAUCCAGAGGGAGGUUGAAAAGACCCUUGACAAGAUGGCGGGGUCGAUGUUCCAGCUGCCCCCGGGGAUGAAGUACGUCUACGGGCUGCCCGAGAACGGCCUGUCUGAGGACCAGGUCAUGCGGGCCGUCAAGGGCUACCAGCAGCUCGGCCACGUUGACUGGAAAAAAGGAAAUGUUUCGGGCACUGUUUACAGUGGACAGCCUGAGCUGACGCAGCUCUGCACCAAGGUGUACGGCGAGUUUGCGUGGUCCAACCCGCUGCACCCAGACGUGUUCCCCGGCGUACGCAAGAUGGAGGCAGAGGUCGUGGCCAUGACCUUGAAGAUGUUCAACGCCGGAGCGAACGCCUGCGGCGCGAUGACCUCUGGCGGCACAGAGAGCAUCCUGAUGGCCUGCCUGGCCUACAGGAACAUGGCUAAGGAGCGCGGUGUCACCCUGCCCGAGAUUAUUGCCCCCUUCAGUGUGCACGCUGCGUUCGACAAGGCUGCCCACUAUUUCGGCAUGAGGAUCAUUCACGUCAGGAUGGACCCCAAGUCUUGGAAGGUCAACAUCAAGGCCAUGCGGAGGUCCAUCAGCAGCAGCACCUGCAUGCUGGUCGGAUCUGCCCCACAGUUCCCACAUGGUAUCAUCGACCCCAUCGCUGACAUUGCCAAGCUCGGCAAGCGUUACGGGAUCCCCGUGCACGUGGACGCCUGCCUUGGAGGCUUCCUGCUCCCCUUCAUGGGGAAGGCUGGGUUUGAGCUGCCCCCGUUUGACUUCCGUCUGGACGGGGUGACCAGCAUCUCCGCUGACACUCACAAGUAUGGCUUUGCCCCGAAGGGCUCGAGCGUUGUGCUGUACAGCGAUAAGAAGUACCGCCACUCCCAGUACUUCGUGCAGCCCAACUGGCCGGGAGGUGUGUAUGCCACCGGAACCAUGGCCGGCAGCCGCGCGGGCGCCAUCGUCGCCGCGUGCUGGGCAACCAUGAUGAACAUUGGAGAGGACGGCUACGUUGAGAGCACCAAGAAGAUCGUGAAGGCCGCCCGCUACAUCGCCAAGGAACUGAAGAAGAUCGACGGAAUCUUCGUGUUCGGCGAGCCUGAGGUCAGCGUGGUCGCCUUCGGAUCCGAGGUGUUUGACAUCUACAGGGUGUCCAACACUCUCACCGCCAAGGGCUGGAACCUGAACUCACUGCAGUUCCCAUCAAGCAUCCACCUGUGCUGCACGCUGUGCCACACCCUUCCCGGCGUCACCGACCGCUUCAUCAACGACGUGAAGAACGCCGUGGCCGACGCCCUGGCCGACCCGCAGGCAAAGACAACCGGACAGGGUGCCAUCUACGGAAUGGCUCAGAGCGUGCCAGACCGCAAGAUCAUCGCUGACAUUGCCUGGGGAUACCUCGACUGUGUGUACGACAUCAAGCGCAAGGACAAGGAUGGGCCUGUCAACGGCAUGCAUCACUGAGGUGCUAAGUGGCCUUGGAUUUUAAUCAGCAGCCCCAGAGAGGCUGUAAAGGGCCUUGGAUAAAUGUUAAACUGUACCCACGUUUCCAAAUAGCUGACAGUGAAGAAAAUGUCAUAUGGAUUUUGCAACUUACUUAAGGCCACACCAAUUUAUGUUUUUGGUUCUCAGUUUUUUAAAGAUAUCAUAAACUGGAGGACCAUAAUAAAAGCACAUCCUGUGGAAAACAUUUAUGCCUUAGGUGCACUCAGUUUUAUGGAAUAAAGACAGUCAAGUUUUUUUCUCCCACCCCACUGCUUUUAUGAUGUCUGCUUGCCAUAUUUUCACCUUAAAGUUUCUGAGAACCAAGUAGAUAAAUUGGUGUGGCCUUAUGUGUGAACUUCACCCAUAUUUUGUAAGUCAUACAAAAAUUCUCUCACAUCUUAGCGUCAGUACCUUUGUCCAGCUCAGCAUAAGCAGAUGUAAAUCACGGUCCUGAAAAGUU
This is a messenger RNA of Branchiostoma floridae (Florida lancelet), 2282 nucleotides long. Its product is annotated as sphingosine-1-phosphate lyase 1-like. Gene Ontology annotation, cellular component: endoplasmic reticulum. Gene Ontology annotation, molecular function: sphinganine-1-phosphate aldolase activity; pyridoxal phosphate binding. Lineage: Eukaryota; Metazoa; Chordata; Leptocardii; Amphioxiformes; Branchiostomatidae. The record is from RefSeq and is a predicted model, not a curated record. Gene Ontology annotation, biological process: sphingolipid catabolic process; carboxylic acid metabolic process. The transcript is spliced from 15 exons. Bases 86 to 1801 code for a protein of 571 amino acids.